UAAAUACAUGCAUGACCUGAAUCAAAACAUAACUUCCCAUAAGAAGAAGAGAGAGAGAGAGACAGAGAAAGAAAAUAUGGAGAGUUCAUUUGAGUGUGGAAGAAACACCAAAGAUGUUUCUCUUCAUGAACUUAGAGAUAGGCUUCAAGAGUUUGCUGAAAUAAGAGGUUGGGAGCAAUAUCAUAGUCCUAGAAACCUCCUUUUAGCCCUAGUUGGAGAGGUUGGAGAGCUCUCAGAAAUAUUCCAAUGGAAAGGAGAGGUUGCGAAAGGGCUGCCCAAUUGGAGUUCAGAUGAUAAGGAACAUCUUGAAGAAGAGCUUUCUGAUGUUCUGCUCUAUCUUAUUCGUCUUGCUGAUGUUUGUGGGCUUGAUCUUGGUCAGGCAGCUUUGACAAAGAUUGUUAAAAAUGCUAGGAAAUACCCUGUUGGUAAUUGAAUUACUUAGACAAAUUAUAUCAAGUUUUGUAACCUCCUUUCUUCUUAGGUGUUUUCGCAUUUUAAUGGGUUUUAUUCUAUUUAAGACUAAUUAUGUAUGAACUCCUUUUAGUAUAUAUUCAAAAAAUAAAACUAAUUAAUCAAU
Messenger RNA from Jatropha curcas, 577 nucleotides. RefSeq lists its product as uncharacterized. The record is from RefSeq and is a predicted model, not a curated record. Gene Ontology annotation, molecular function: nucleoside triphosphate diphosphatase activity. Lineage: Eukaryota; Viridiplantae; Streptophyta; Magnoliopsida; Malpighiales; Euphorbiaceae. Gene Ontology annotation, biological process: nucleoside triphosphate catabolic process.